CCCGGGAAGAGAGCAACAGAGCGGCCGAAGCCCAUGCGUUACAGGAUUGCCCUGGAACCAGUGGCACAACGCUCGUUUACCGUUUCAGAGGGGACGCUUUUGCAGGGACUUCCGGGACGUGGCCUGUCGGGAGCGGAAGUGCUGUGUGGCGGGUGCUGGUGGGUGGGCACCCGGAGACUCUGGCGGCUGAGUUCUAGGGUGUGGAGCGCUUUCCCGCUGCAUGGCCAUGAACCUGGAGCGCUUGCGGAAGCGCGUGCGGCAGUACCUGGACCAAAGAGGAAUAACAUGGGCCUGGUUUCCACUUGGGGCACCUUCUCUGAGCAGAUUUGCAGCUGGUCUCAACAGUAUCAAAGUGCUUUGUUUUGGGCAGACAAAGUAGCUUCACUCUCUCAUGAGGACCCUCAGGAUGUCUACUGGUUGGCUCAGUGUCUUUAUCUGACAGCACAGUAUCACAGAGCAGCCCAUGCACUUCGGUCACGAAAACUGGACAAAUUGUAUGAAGCAUGUCGUUACCUUGCAGCCAGAUGUCACUAUGCUGCAAAAGAGUAUCAGCAGGCUCUUGAUAUUCUUGAUAUGGAGGAACCAAUCAACAAAAGAUUAUUUGAAAAAUACCUGAAGGAUGAAAGUGGCUUGAAAGACUCCUCCAGUGACUGGGAAAUGUCACAGUCCUCAAUAAAGAGUUCUAUUUGUCUUCUACGAGGGAAAAUUUAUGAUGCUUUAGAUAAUCGAACCCUAGCCACCUACAGUUAUAAAGAAGCUUUAAAGCUUGAUGUCUACUGUUUUGAAGCAUUUGAUCUUUUAACAUCACACCACAUGUUGACAGCACAAGAAGAAAAAGAACUUCUUGAAUCACUACCUCUUAGCAAGCUCUGUCCUGAAGAACAGGAAUUACUACGUUUUCUGUUUGAGAACAAAUUAAAAAAGUAUAAUAAGCCUAGUGAAACUGUCAUCCCUGAGUCUGUAGAUGGCUUGCAAGAGAAUCUAGAUGUGGUAGUGUCUUUAGCUGAGAGACAUUAUUAUAACUGUGAUUUUAAGAUGUGCUACAAGCUUACAUCUGCAGUAAUGGAAAAAGAUCCUUUCCAUGCAAAUUGUUUACCUGUACAUAUAGGAACGCUUGUGGAACUGAAUAAAGCAAAUGAGCUUUUCUAUCUUUCUCACAAACUGGUGGAUUUAUAUCCUAGUAAUCCUGUGUCUUGGUUUGCAGUGGGAUGUUAUUAUCUCAUGGUUGGUCAUAAAAAUGAACAUGCCAGAAGAUAUCUCAGCAAAGCUACAACACUGGAGAAGACCUAUGGACCUGCGUGGAUAGCCUAUGGGCAUUCGUUUGCUGUUGAGAGUGAGCAUGACCAGGCCAUGGCUGCCUACUUUACAGCAGCACAGCUAAUGAAAGGGUGUCAUCUGCCAAUGCUGUAUAUUGGAUUAGAAUAUGGUUUGACCAAUAACUCAAAACUGGCUGAAAGAUUCUUCGGCCAAGCUCUGAGCAUUGCACCAGAAGACCCUUUUGUAAUCCAUGAGGUUGGGGUGGUUGCCUUUCAGAAUGGAGAAUGGAAAACAGCAGAAAAAUGGUUUCUUGAUGCUUUGGAAAAAAUUAAAGCAAUUGGAAAUGAGGUAACAGUUGACAAAUGGGAACCUUUGUUGAACAACUUGGGGCAUGUCUGCAGAAAACUUAAAAAAUAUACUGAGGCAUUGGAUUACCACCGGCAAGCAUUGGUAUUAAUUCCUCAGAAUGCAUCCACCUAUUCUGCCAUAGGAUAUAUCCAUAGUCUGAUGGGCAACUUUGAAAAUGCUGUGGACUAUUUUCACACUGCCCUUGGUCUUAGGCGAGAUGACACGUUUUCUGUUACAAUGCUUGGUCAUUGCAUCGAAAUGUACAUUGGUGAUUCUGAAGCUUAUAUUG
Chinchilla lanigera (long-tailed chinchilla) is the source of this 1894-nucleotide messenger RNA. RefSeq names its product cell division cycle 16 (gene Cdc16). Gene Ontology annotation, molecular function: protein binding. The record is from RefSeq and is a predicted model, not a curated record. Gene Ontology annotation, biological process: cell division. Lineage: Eukaryota; Metazoa; Chordata; Mammalia; Rodentia; Chinchillidae.